UUUCAAGUGUCUGCAGAAAUUCAACCGUGCGGGAGCAACAGCCACAUCCAAGAUGGAGACGCUAAAUGCUGGACAUAUGAUGAGUUUAGCAGCUCUACAGAGACAAGACCCGUACAUUAAGACACUGCUCGAUGUUACUGGCCAGGUGGCUCUCUACAACUUCAACUCCAAGACCAACGAAUGGGAGAAGACCGAAAUCGAGGGCACCCUGUUUGUUUAUACCAGGUCGGCCUCCCCUCACCAUGGCUUCACCAUCAUGAACCGACUGAGCACAGAGAACCUGGUGGAGCCGAUCAACAAAGACUUGGAGUUCCAGCUGCAGGAUCCCUUCCUGCUCUACAGGAACGGCAACUUGGGUAUCUACAGUAUUUGGUUCUAUGACAAGAGGGACUGUCAUCGUAUCGCUCAACUGAUGGUCAAGAUUGUAAAACAAGAGGCGGACCAUGUCAAGAGAGAAUCACCAGAGAGGGCAGUGCCGGGGAGGACCAAUGGCGUUGCAGAACCACGGCCCAUCGACAUCCUGGAACUGCUCAGCAAAGCCAAGGAAGAAUACCAGAGAGGUCAGGCAUUCGAAACAGAUGGGCCUACGGAGCAACGAGUGAAAGCAGCUGUCCACACUACAGAACAUACCCACAGCACAUCACAACCUCAGAAGAGCUCCCACACAAUAGUGAAGCAGAUCACAGUUGAGGAGCUCUUUGGCUCGUCCCUCCCCAAGGACCCCUCUCUACCCGCCAUGCCUUCACAGAACACCACCAAUGCUUCCAGUGACCCCUCCUACAUCCAUAACCACGGCACCAACCAGCGACACCAGGUCCCCGGCCUGCUCCCAGCUCCGUAUGCACUUCAUUCCAGCCCUGUUUUCCAGUCAGUAGUCCCCAUGUCAGACCACCAGCCUCUGUGCUCAGUUUCACCUCUCAUGGUGCCUCAUCCGGGCUCAGAGCUGCGGACUGCCCCCCCCGGUCCUGCAGCACCACCACCUUCAGUCUCAGGAGCUUUUUUGGGACAGGAAAUAUUAAGCUCCCUCAAAUCGGCAGUUCCAUCCAUGAAUUCAGACAUCCACAAACCCAUCCUCGCACCCAGCUUCCUGCCAAGCACUCUGGUCCCACCCCACAGCUUCCACGAGCACAUGGGGAAACCCAUUAUCCAGCACAACAAAGAGAGGGAUGUUUUCACUCAACCUCCAAAACUGAUCAAACCCAUGUCUGCUGUCCCCAUGAGUCCAGGUCUUGCUGUUCGAGGGCCUGAGAUUUCGGUGCUUCUCUCCCCCAGCGCCUUUCAGCAGUCCUUCAGUAAGACAACAGCAGCAUCAGUGGUCCUCCAUUCCCCCUCUGAGCCCCCCUCUCCCAGCCCAGCUGUAGAGUCACUGCCAGACCCCUGCAGCAAAACACAGCUACAGGAGACUCUGAUACACCUCAUUAAGAAUGAUGCAGACUUCCUCAGCACCAUUCACGAUGCUUAUCUGCAGACUCUGUCCAAGGACUUCAGCAACAUGAAGCUAUAGUCCUACUUCAGACAUCACCUCUGUUACUUUUAGUGCCACGACCCCUUUGUGACAUGUGAGACGACCAGACGUUAAUGUGUGUUGAAGAAGUGCAGCGAACAGGUUUUGACACACUGUACAUCACGACUCUGCAACCUGUCUGUGUUCCGAGGGUCAUUAUAGCAUGCGCCUAACUGUUUAAUCCUGUUUGAGUCUUUUACUGAACACUGAUGCUGCCCCAGCUACUCAUAUCAACAUGGGUCUACUUUUUGUCAGCGAACGUCGAGCCACAACUAUUGUGGGAGAGAGGGGUAAGAUAAAACUUCCAACUGUGGCCUGGAGUUUUUCCUUUUAAUGCUUAAGAAAUGUAAUGAAACUUUGGGCCAUGUGCCUGUAAAGUUAAGCUGUGGCUGAUGUGACAAGAGGGGACCACAGAGGAGCUUCGACGACCUUGAGCUAUAUGGCGUUUGACCUUAGAGCGAAACAUUUUCCAGCUCAGAACCACAGAUGCUGCUUUUCAAAUUUAUCUCACGUGUUUGGAGUUCUCGCAGUGCGAGAGUAUAUGAACGCUUAUAUAACACCUAAGCUUUGACUACUUGAGAGAAAGAUGUUUGGGACCUGGGUGGCUUUAAAAAGGACUCAUCUUCUUUUCAAUGACUGAAGCUUAUUCUGAACCACAGAGAGACGGUUCAGCCAUUAGUCUCUUAAUAAGGAGGAGACUAUUGAGGAUUUACUGCCUUGUUUGAGGAAGAUAAAGAACUUCCUUGUUUGGAGCAGCACUUGCAGCUAAGCAAUCUAAGAAUGGAUUACUCUCCGUUUUUCUUUUUUAAUGUUACCCCACAGACUUUGACAUGCUCAUAAAGAAAGAUGAACGCACAAAUUCGCCUCUUUGCUACAUUUUAUUUCUCCACAUUCCUUCUUACCCUUCCUCUUUCUUUUAGUUUUUUUUCUGCCUGUGUCGUUCAUCUCUCCUCCUCCAGCUGAGCUCCCAAGAACUUUCUGUUGUUGAAGAAGAAUGUGCAAUAGACCACCGUCGCGAUGCCUUUAGGGACACCACCAUUUGAGGAUGGGCCCUCGGGCUAAGUUUAUCUGAACAAAGUUUAUAUCAACACAAAAUGUUCUGCAAGAGAUGUAUAAUUUAAGUAUCACUAAAAAAAGCUUUAUAGCUCUUAAUUUUGGAUUCUUGUUUACGUUCACCCCUUAUAUGUUAAAUUCCUUAAAAAUAGAAGAGACAGUUGAUUACAGCAGUCUGUUUCAAACCAGUUUUAGUUUAUACCAGCAAUCCAAAUUAAUAAUGAAAAAUAUAAACUACCUCCAUUCCUGCUCCUCAUUUUAUUUGACCAAGUCCCAAUUACGUCUUAGGUCACAAUGACUUAAACUCAAAACAUAUUUUUUGCAGUAAAAUGCUACUGCAGAACAGGAAGUAGAAGUAGAUCUGUCUUCUCAUGAUGUGCAACACUGAGUGGGAAUGAAACAUUUAAAAUGUUUAUUAUUAGCUCUUGUACAUAUCGAAACAAAUACAACAGGCUUCAUUUUUUCCCUUUGUCACAAGUUCAGCACAAAAAAAGACCAUGAAAACAAUCUGAAAAUAAUGUAAAAGCAUGAAGAAGUUCUACAGCUUUCUGACAAAUGGUACAGUGAUAUCAGCUGUUGGCUUAAUAGACAACCAGUAUACUAGUCAUUCCAGGUAGGAACCAUGUAUUUUUGCUCAGGUUUUGUUAACAUUAGGUGCAGAAAUUGUUCCUUUUAGGUUCAUGUAAAACAAUAAAUAAACAUCAGAAAUCAUGUAAUGCAAAAUGUUUUCUCCCUGAGCGAGUGAUUUGAGUUUCACCUUGGUUGUCCCUUUGUAUCUGACCGUGCUAUUUGAAUGUAUUUGGUGUUUACGUGCAGUUUAUAUGUGCCAGUCCUGUUUUCCUCUGAACUCGGAUCAACAUUUUGUCACUUCAAACUUGUUUUUCUUAUUGAGACAUUUUUAAUUUAGAACGCAAAAAGGAUAUGUCAGCAGCUGGAGAGUUGAUCGAACAAUUUGUAUUUGUUAAUUUCAGAGGUGAUUUACUUAACCAGGUGUGGUUAAAUGAACGGAAGAAUGAUUUGAAAUGUAGAGAUUAUUUUUUUAAUUACGCUCACAUAUUUAAGAUUUUAAUGUUCUUUUACAUUGAAAUAUAAUUUAUCUUAAUUGAGUGGGCAGAAGUACGAUUUUGGGAAGGUCUUUGCGAAAUUUGGGAAUUUUCUAAUUUCCUGAGAUUGUUGUCACUGCAUAAUUUUGUUUAUGAUUAUUUUGUGAAAUUAAAGAUUUGAAAAUGGAGUUCUUGUUUUGCAGUGUUGUGGUCAACUGUGAAAAUGAGCUUUAAAGAUUAAACCAUGCUUACUUUUACAUUA
Molecule: messenger RNA, 3862 nt
Organism: Platichthys flesus (European flounder)
Lineage: Eukaryota; Metazoa; Chordata; Actinopteri; Pleuronectiformes; Pleuronectidae
Gene: dcp1a
Product: decapping mRNA 1A
Exons: 9
Coding region: 53-1504 (483 amino acids)
Biological process (GO): deadenylation-dependent decapping of nuclear-transcribed mRNA; positive regulation of catalytic activity; deadenylation-independent decapping of nuclear-transcribed mRNA
Cellular component (GO): P-body
Molecular function (GO): mRNA binding; enzyme activator activity
Source: RefSeq, a predicted model, not a curated record